UUAUGUAAUCGUUUUGAUUUUUUACUCUAAUGAAAUACUCUAGUGACUCUUUUGCAAGACAAAAUGUGCGAGAUAGAGAAAAAAAUUCGACGCCACAUGAUUGGCGUUCUGUAAAUAUUAAAACCAGCGCGAAUUAAAAUCGUUUUUUUGUCGCCAUAUUUUUUUUAUCGCUGAAAUCUUUAUGCAUUUACUAACUGAACUUUUUAUUGUUUUGAUUUUUGUUUUUUAAUCGUUUAAGAAUCCCAAAUUUUAAUUUUUUAUAAUUAAAUUUUUCCAUCUCCAUAUAUUAUUUAAUGACUAAUUUAGGCAUGAAUAAUAACAAUCAAGCGGCUUUAGACGCCCAACGCAAUGCGCUGCAAGAUGAGUUGAGGGAAUUUCUUGAUACGUGGAUAAAUCAGAACGAGAAUGCAGAUUGGGAUGUCAACCCGCUGUUGCGGAGAAUUGCCGAGUUGCUUGAGGAAUCUACUAAUGAAUUUAUGCAGAAUAAUCCAGAUCCAAUGGACGAUAGACAUCCCUUAAAGUCUCAACCUUCGCAUCCUCUUGGUCACCUGCUAAAGAUGAUUACUCGUGUUGAGAGUUUCCUUGUAAUUUCCUAUCUUAUUGCUCGGGAUAAUAUUGAGAGAAAUGUCUUUGCUGCUCGACUCAUUAUCAAUCUUCUUCCUGGAAUUGAUACGAAUGUAGUUCUAGCGGAUGCUGAUUCUCUUAUCACACAACUUUUUCGUUGGGCGGAACAUUCGGAGUAG
This is a messenger RNA of Meloidogyne enterolobii, 743 nucleotides long. The record is from the annotation of a GenBank genome assembly. Lineage: Eukaryota; Metazoa; Nematoda; Chromadorea; Rhabditida; Meloidogynidae.